This is a messenger RNA of Hyaloscypha bicolor E, 1082 nucleotides long. RefSeq lists its product as uncharacterized. Bases 160 to 1050 code for a protein of 296 amino acids. The record is from RefSeq and is a predicted model, not a curated record. Lineage: Eukaryota; Fungi; Ascomycota; Leotiomycetes; Helotiales; Hyaloscyphaceae. The transcript is spliced from 2 exons.
GCAGCCGUCGAUCCCAACAUCAGCCUCGAUUUCCGCCUUCAUAAUCAAUAACCACCUGUCACUUGUACAGCUGGUGACCUAUACUAUUUACCUGCUUCUUUGCUCCAGUCGUCAACUUUGCGUGAAAAAGAAGCACCCAACCGAAUUCAAGCCUCCAAAAUGCGUUCCCACAGCACCACCACAAACGCACCACACCACAAUGACCCUGCAUGCCGCCAAUACGCCCUCUUCUUCCAUGACCUUACGCCCACGUGGUCUCUUUUCACACCUCUGAUCUUCGCAAUCAUAGCCUCUGUCCUAACUUCCUGGAUCCGGACCAUUCCUCCAGGUAAAGAAAACGGAACCAAACCCAACAUCGAAGUCACGCCGCCAACCCCUAUCAACGACGUUGAAGCCACGGCAAUACCAGAUUCUACCACAGCAGGUGCAGGUAAUGGAACAGAGGAGCAACCACCACCCUAUCAACCACCUGUCCAAGAGACCUCGACCCUAGCUCUAACCUCAACUCCAAAACCACCAAAAGUCCCACGCUCCUCGGCAGGGAGAUUCGUCAUGGGCACUGCCAUCUUUCUCGCCAUCAUCGCCUCCCUUUUCCUCGGAGCCUUAGCUUUGCAGGCGGUCAUCUUCUGCCAACAUUGGAGUCCAGUUUCCAUGUUCCCCCGCGUUAUCUAUUGGGUUGUUUUCGGCAUUCCCUGUGGCUGGACGACAGUCGGAGCUUCUUGUUGGCUCAUGUUACUGAGGGAUCUCUGGGGACCGGGAGCGAGGAAGAAGUUUCCGAUUCAGGAGAGUGCCUUGAUAUAUGGGCUGUUCUGUGCCCUGCUCUCCCCUUUUAUUCUUAUUGGAUUUGUGUUCGGAGGAGGCGCAGUGAAGGCUAUUGAAGCGUGUCAAAGGCGGUUUUGCGGUGAUGCCUUGGAGGACGAGGGGGACGAGAGUGAAGAAAGUAUUGAGCUACGGGAGGGCUCAAGAAUGGAGGACCGAACAGGAUUAAGAGAAGGGAGUGGGAGCGGAGAAGAAGAGAGGAUUGGCUUGAUAGGUGGUGUGGAGAAGUAAAUGACGCGCCAAGGAAGUCAUCAGACGGCGUC